Paramecium sonneborni is the source of this 573-nucleotide messenger RNA. The record is from the annotation of a GenBank genome assembly. NCBI's taxonomy places the organism in Eukaryota, Ciliophora, Oligohymenophorea, Peniculida, Parameciidae.
AUGAAUUAAUAAUAUAUAAAUCUAAUAACCAAUUUGUUUAGCUUAUCAUUAGUACAACUCCUUUAUAAGUUCUAAGUAUAUCCAACUGAAUGCUUUCAUUAAAAAUCUGCAGUUGGAUUAACUCUAUGGAGCUUAAAAUAAUCCAUUUUGAGUGAGUAUGUUGACAAAUUAAUUUAACAAUUAUAAGAUCUGAUAUGUAUAUUAGAAGGCAUAGAAAUUUAAGUUAAAUAGGAUAAUAAGAUACUUACUACUUGUACAAUUAAUAUUGUUUUUAACUAAGAAAAUAAUGAAUAAUUCUCCUAAUUUGACUCAGAUAUUUAACUGAAAACUUUGAUCUAUACUUUGAAUCAAAAGCUAAAAACAUAUAAAAUAGAUGAUAAACCAAAAACUUUUUGUGUCAAUUUUUUAACUAAUGGAGCUGAAACCUAAAAUAAAGCAGUUUAAGAAACUUUGCUCUAAAAUUGGAUACUUAUCAAAGAAUCCAAAAAAAGGGAGACUCAAUUAGUCAAUUCGCUUCAUAUGCCUAAUCUAGACAUUCUUGUUGGAUUAAUUUGAUAAUUACAUAUUCAUAAG